AUGGACGAUCAUCAUCGAAAAUCGGCCGAUUUGCCGGAGGGGCAUAAAAACCCUCCCAGUGAAUCCGCAAGCGCCGAAUUCACAGGUGAGCACUUUUUAAACGAUAUAUCGUUCGAUUUCGGUGCUGCUGACGCGCGAGGAAAUCUCGACGCGUCGCAACACGGGAGGAGACAGAGUCAAAGACUCAAUACUAAUUUAAAUAAGAGACGCAGAACCGCUAAUGAAAAUUACGGAGCGCGUAGUUUUGAUAUACUUUCGUUAGCUGAGCAUCUCACCGAUGUGAUGACGCAAACCGUCGGGAAGUUAAAAGGACAAACACGACAAAUCUCUCAAGGAGAUGUCCCACAGAUUCGAGCAGCAGUUACACGAAUUAAGGGAGCAAAGGGUAACACCUAA
This is a messenger RNA of Wallemia mellicola CBS 633.66, 396 nucleotides long. RefSeq lists its product as hypothetical. NCBI's taxonomy places the organism in Eukaryota, Fungi, Basidiomycota, Wallemiomycetes, Wallemiales, Wallemiaceae. The transcript has 2 exons. The record is from RefSeq and is a predicted model, not a curated record. The coding region runs from base 1 to 396 and encodes 131 amino acids.